AAUGCCAGCCUGGCCAGUGAGUCAUGGGGAUGCCUCCAUCACCCAAGCAGGAUGCAGGAUACGGCCCCACACUGAGGGGUCCCUUGGAGCAGCUGGAGGGGCCAUGUGUGUGCCACGGAUGAGCCCCCAUGCAGCCCCCGGCCCAGCAGCCCUGCUGCGGCGCCAGCGGGAGGAGCUGCGACCUCGGCUAUGCCGCAUGAAGAAGGGCCCCAACGGUUACGGCUUCAACCUGCACAGCGACAAGAGCCGCCCGGGGCAGUACGUGCGCGCCGUUGACCCCGACUCGCCAGCUGAGGCGGCAGGGCUGGCUCCCCAGGACCGCAUCAUCGAGGUGAACGGGGUGUGCAUGGAGGGCAAGCAGCACGCCGACGUGGUGGCAGCCAUCAAGGCAGGCGGUGACGAGACCAGGCUGCUGGUGGUGGACAUCCUCACGGAUGAGUUCUUCAAGAAAUGCAGGGUGGUGCCCUCCGAGGAGCACCUGGCAGGUCCCUUGCCAGAACCGGUUGCCAAUGGUGAUAUAGGGAAGGAAAACGGCGGAGAGCUGCGGUCCAGCUCGGUGUCCGAGAGCCCGUCCAGCCCUGGGCUGCUGGCUGUGUCCCCCGACUCCGGCGAGACCCACAGCGAGGUUGACACACAGGAGGGUGACAAGCGCCAUUCGGCACCUGGCUCCCUCCUGGACCUCGACAUCCCGCUGGCGGUGGCCAAGGAGCGGGCGCACCAGAAGCGCACCAGCAAGCGGGCACCCCAGAUGGACUGGAGCAAGAAAAACGAACUGUUCAGCAACCUGUGAAGGCGCCGGGGUGGGGGUGAGGGUCUGCUGGCCCCCCCCAGCCUCACACCCACCUCUCCUGCAUCCUCCUCCUCCCCACCAUGGGCUCCCAGCAGGGAUGCGGGGCUGCUCCCCACCACCCUGACCUGAGCGAUGGGGCUGGGUGGCCAGCAAGCAUCCCUGCAGCAGGGUCCUGGCCCUGAGAGAGCAGGC
Athene cunicularia (burrowing owl) is the source of this 982-nucleotide messenger RNA. It is a transcript of the gene NHERF1, whose product is annotated as SLC9A3 regulator 1. The coding region runs from base 2 to 790 and encodes 262 amino acids. NCBI's taxonomy places the organism in Eukaryota, Metazoa, Chordata, Aves, Strigiformes, Strigidae. The record is from RefSeq and is a predicted model, not a curated record. Gene Ontology annotation, biological process: protein localization to plasma membrane. The transcript has 8 exons. Gene Ontology annotation, molecular function: signaling receptor binding; protein-membrane adaptor activity. Gene Ontology annotation, cellular component: apical plasma membrane.